This is a messenger RNA of Pecten maximus, 1421 nucleotides long. Its product is annotated as DENN domain-containing protein 10-like. Gene Ontology annotation, cellular component: late endosome. Lineage: Eukaryota; Metazoa; Mollusca; Bivalvia; Pectinida; Pectinidae. The record is from RefSeq and is a predicted model, not a curated record. The transcript is spliced from 8 exons. Gene Ontology annotation, biological process: protein transport; regulation of early endosome to late endosome transport. Gene Ontology annotation, molecular function: small GTPase binding; guanyl-nucleotide exchange factor activity. Bases 31 to 1098 code for a protein of 355 amino acids.
GAAAUACAGUGCAUUCUGGGAAUUCGAAAGAUGUCAGCUAUCACGGGCUUCAUAUCCGGAAAAUCUGCAGGCUUGAUUGAGAGGGAUACCAAUGGAGAUGUAUUGUGGACGUGGUCAUAUCCAUCUGUCUCAACAACAGACAGGAAAUUCUUCAUGGAAAAAUGUCAGCUCCAGACGGGUAACAUUGUGGUACCUUUCCUGUACAGUCAGUGGAAGGGAGACUGGUACUACAUGCGCAGUGAAGCUGUGACAGACAGCAGUAAUCUCCCUAAGGUGACCCAUUUCUGUCUAGUUCUUGUAGCCAAAGAUUUCAACCCAGAAAAAUAUGAAGAACUUUGUAAGAUAUUAUCCAAGAGGUACCAGAGGUCUGGAAAUGCUACCUCAAUACUAGAAAGCUACUUGAGUGUGUUCACUAGAGGGUCAUGUCCUACAGAUGAUAAUGGUCACUUCUCUGCGAAAGAAUAUGGCAGUAAGAAAGCCUACUUGAAGUCAGAAUUGAGAGGUAUUAUAGAAACAUUUGGGAUGUCAGCUGUGAUUAUCUACACAGCAUUGAUGUUGAAGAAGAGAAUAGUAGUGUAUUACCCUCCAGACCAAAUUCACCAUCUUUUGAUGUUUGUACGAUCACUUCCUGCACUGGUUUGGCAUCGGAAAAACUGGAAUAUAGCAUUUCCAUUCAUAGAGCUGAGUGAACAGGAAUUGGAACUUUUAAAGGGAGCUAACUCUUAUGUAGCAGGAUUUACAGAUGCAUCAUUAGAAGGGAGGAAUGACUUGUAUGAUGUUUAUGUGAAUCCAACUUCAGGCCAAGUCUCUAUAGCAACACAAGCCAAAGAAGCACUAGCAAUGGGCAAGCUACACAAGGACACUGCAGCAUUUAUGGUGCAAUGUGCUGAGAGUGUGAACUUAUCAGAAGAGGAUAUUGUUCAGGAAGUUGCUAAAAAGACAAAUGAACUUUUAGACAACCUGAAGAGUUUGGCUCAGAAAGGAGAGGAUGGGAAAUUGUUUAUUACAUUGGAUACAUUGAGAGCACGAAAAAUGAACCCUGCUACGGAAAACUUUCUCUUUUCUCUGGCAGCAUGUGAAGGACUUGUCAAGUUAUAAAAACAUUUCUUCAUCAAGUUGUCCAUACUUUUCUUCAUCAACUUUGUGAAAUAACUUCUGUGAUUAUAGUUUCUUUGCCAUAUAGUACAUCAUAAAUAGUAAAAUUUUACAUUUUGAAAAUUUUGAGAAUAAAAAUAUGACAAACUGUAACAACAUAUGCUUGUCCCAAAACUAAAUGCAUUAUAUCCCUGACAUAUAGGGAUUGUGCACUUACUAAAUAUCUUUAUACCUUCCAGCCCAUCACUACAUUCAUAGUUGAAACCUUUCAGUUAUAGAUAUAUUCCUAAUUAAAAAUUUCAAUAAAAGAUGUUGUGUUACUGUCA